ACUUGCAAAUUUGACACUUAACUUAAAAUUAUUCUGACGAAGCUGCAAAAAUAAUAUUUGGGGAAUAAUUAAGAUGUCUAAGGAUAAAGGAAUUCUUUUAAGAGUUCAAUCCUCAGAGGGUACAAAGCGACUGGAAAUAAGCCAAUCAGCGACCACUUGCCGCCUAUAUGAGAGCAUUUAUGAGCUGUUCGAACUGAACAGUUACACAUUUUCUUUGUUCAAAGAAAAGAACAAGAAAAGUGAAGUGGUCAGCAGUAAAACUAACACAGUGCGUAAUGCAGGGCUCCGACAUGGCGACAUGAUUUAUUUGGCUUCCAAUGAUGGGUCUACAUUGUUUCCUAGUACUGUAAGUAGCUUGUCUAAUAAUAAUCAGCACGGGGAACCACUCGAAGAGCCUGUACCUUCAACCAGUUCAGGUUUUUCAGGUUCUAGACCAAAUUCUAGCAGAGCUGCAGUGAGAAGUUCCAUUGCUGUUAAGGAAGAUGAUGUUGAUGUUCAGUUAUAUAAACUUGAUGGAAAGGUUGAGAGGGAAAGAGACGACAAACUGUGUCGUCAUAACGCAAACUCCAGAUGUGUUCACUGUUCCCCGUUGGAGCCCUACGACGAGGCCUAUUUGCGGGAGCACAACAUCAAGCACCUCUCGUUUCACUCGUACAUCAAAAAGCAAACUUCUGGGGUGGAUAGGGGCAAAUUUUUGGCUCUGGACGACAUCUCUUGCAGAAUUAAGGAGGGGUGCAAAGAUCAUCCUCCAUGGCCCAGAGGCAUCUGCUCCAAAUGUCAGCCAAAUGCUAUCACACUCAAUCAACAAGUUUAUCGUCAUGUCGAUAACGUUGCAUUUGAAAAUACCAAUUUGGUGGAGAAGUUUUUGAAUUAUUGGCGCACCACGGGUCUACAGAGAAUUGGAUUUAUGUAUGGAACUUAUGAAGUUCACAGUGAUGUACCUUUAGGUAUCAGAGCCAACGUGGUCUCGAUCUACGAGCCGCCGCAAGACAGCACCCGCGACUCUGUCCGCCUGCUGCCGGACGACCGCGAGGAGACGGUCGAGUCCAUGGCCUCCGCGUUGGGCCUGCGACGCGUCGGCUGGAUCUUCACCGACCUCGUGGCCGAGGACGUGUCCAAAGGCACCGUCAAGCACACCAGGAACAUCGACAGCCACUUCCUGUCGGCGCAGGAGUGCAUCAUGGCCGGCCACUACCAGAACAUGCACCCCAACGCCACCAAGUUCUCCUCGAGCGGCUGCUUCGGCUCCAAGUUCGUCACGGUCUGCGUCACAGGGGAUAAAACCAAUCAGGUUCACAUGGAGGGCUAUCAGGUGUCGAGCCAGUGCAUGGCUUUGGUGCGCGAUAAUUGUCUGCUGCCAACCAAAGACGCCCCGGAGUUGGGCUACAUCAGGGAAUCCUCCGAUAAACAGUACGUUCCUGAUGUUUACUAUAAGGAAAAAGAUUCUUAUGGCAACGAAGUGUCUCGUUUGGCGCGCCCUCUGCCGGUGGAGUACUUGCUAGUCGACGUGCCGGCCUCCACCCCGGUGAAUCCCACGUACACUUUCAACGGCGACGUCUCGAAGCAGCCGUUCGCCAUAGAAAACCGCUUCGUCGACGGGCACAUACAGGACUUCCAAUCGCUCACCAACUAUCUGGCGCAGUUCGCCUUCAACGAGUUCCACCUCGCGAUCAACGACUUCCAUCUGCUGCUCUACAUCGCCACGAUGGACAUGCUGCCCAUGAAGGAGUACAUGGGGCCCCUGCUGCAAGCGCUGAGGACCAAGGACCGCGCUGCCGCGGAGGAGUGGUCCAGGUCCGAGCACUGGGCCACCUUGGAGCAGCUGAUCGCGGCCAGCUCACCCCCGCCGUCGAGGCCCGGAAGCGUCGCCUCCGGAAGCAUAGCCUCGGCGUCCGUCGGGUCUCCGGGAGGAGAGGCGAGAUGGACCUGCCCUUUUUGCACCUUCCUCAACCAGGCGGAUCACCAGAACUGCGAGAUGUGCAACUUGCCGCGAUCAAACAGAACUCACUAAGGAUUUUACCUUGGAGGAAUGCACUUGGGUAUAAUGUGAUUAAAUUUACAUUUAAUCUUAUUAUUAAUCGUCUGAAAUAUUUAAUACGCAACAUUACACCAAACACUUACCUAUAUAAAAUAAAAAGACGGUCAUAUUUUUCUAAAUCAAUCAAUAUUAUGUUUUAAAAAAUAUAGGGCACCGUUUUAUUGUUUGUUCGGGAAAUACUUUUGUGUGUUAAAGCUAGAUUGAUAUUUUCAAUUUUUUCAAAUUAUUACAUGAUAUUUUUUAUCCACUAAUUGAAAAUAUCACAUAAGAAUAAUUCCUGAGUAUAAAUAAAACGGCCCCCUAACGCGUGUAUUUAUUUUGAAAAAAAAAUGUAAAUGUAAAUAAAUAUAACUGGUUAUAUUAUUUAAUUUUGUUUUUGUAGAUAUAAGUUGUGUUUCAUUUAAACUGUAUGUAUGGUGAAUUGAAUAAAAUUUAGUAAAACGCA
Brassicogethes aeneus is the source of this 2483-nucleotide messenger RNA. NCBI's taxonomy places the organism in Eukaryota, Metazoa, Arthropoda, Insecta, Coleoptera, Nitidulidae. The record is from the annotation of a GenBank genome assembly.